GCGGGCGUCCGCCAGCCCCGCCGGCCCGAGAGGAGGGCGCGCCGGGGGUGCGGUCGCCCGGCUUCCCCUGGCCGGCUCCGCCCCGCCCCGCCCCUUCCCCGUCCCUCCUCCAUCUUUUGCCGCUUUUAGGCGACCUCUCCGACCUCGCUAGGUUUGCAGAUUUAAAGGAAAAGGCGGUGAUUUGGGGAGCGUCGCCGCUGCGCAAAGCUUUUCAGGCUGGGCGGCGAGGUCUGCUUCUCUAGAGCCUGAAACCUCCCGUCCUCAGAGCAGCGCGGCGACCUCACCCAGCAGAGCGACCCCCACCUUUGGUCCUAAACACAAACUGUGCACGUGUGCAUUCAGCCCGGCGGGGCACGGCUGCGGGGGGAAAGGCUGGGGCAAUGCGGGGAUGGACAAUCGGCUGCCGAAAAAGGCGAAGUCACUUCGGACCUGUGUAUUAUGUACUUACGCAUCGCUUGAGGAGCGUACGUUUACUGAAUUGAAAAAGAAAAGAGAAGGGGACGUUGAGGCAAGCUGGGCAGUUACAGACGCUGCAGAAGGAAUUGAGAAGCAGAAAGGGAAGUGAAAAAGAACCUGAAGAAAACUACAUUCAAGUCGGAAUAUCAGAGGGGAGCUGGGGCGGAGGACUGUCAGAGGGAGAUCAGAUCCGCUAGCCAGAAACGGCUUAGGAAGAGAUCCCCAAAAUAGAAGAGGAAGGGCAGUGAGGGGCCAAGCGGACAGAAAGGGAAAUUCACUUCCUCCUCCAAGAACACCUUCCCGGGUCAGCGUCCAUUCAACAAGCAUCUACUGAGUGUCCACUGUGCCCAGCACGGUGCUAGGCUCUUCGGGGCUUCGCAGUCUGACGGGAGAGAAAGCCCUGUGACUAGAUAAUGGCAGCCUUGUGUCCAGAAGGGUUAUGAACAGAACAGCGGCGCCCCGGACACCGUUGGAAAGUUCUACACGAGACCCGACCAGGGGAGAGGAGGUUUGGAAAUGUGUCUCUAGGUCUCCCAGAGGAGAUGAGAUCGGAACCAGCUGUUGUGUCCUCAGCAUCCACUCGGCGAUGGGCAGAGUCGCAUUUGGUGAAGGUUGGCAGAAAAAACAUCAGAAAGUUCAAUACCAGGGUGAGCAGUGGGGGGAACGGAAGAAAGGAAUAUGCCCAGAGAGUGCUGAGCGAAAGAAAGUGGAAUCCAGGACGUCCAUGAGCCAGAGUGGCCAUUCCCCGCCUUUCCCAUCGGUCCCCAGUUCCUCGCCCUCCUGUCCCAUCAGCUACAACGCCCGUCCGGUUUUCCCGCCGCUUGCAGCGGCUCCACCUCCCUGGCAGUCGGUGAAUAAAAGCCCAGCUCUAGGCCACGCCCCCUCCGCGGCUCGGGCGGCGUUUUCCGUUUUCCCUUCUCCUCCUACGCUUGGAGGACCGCCCCUGUUCGCUAAGCCCCGCCCACCUUGGAGGCCCCCCGGGAUACCGGCACCAUUGGCCCCGCCCCCUCCGGGGAUGGCUCUCGGGCGGCCCCGCCCACGCCUGCCCUGUUCAGCUUGCUCGCGGACCUCGCCAGGGGGCGCAGCGCACCCCGCCCGCCGCUGGCGGGAGUGUGUCCCCCACACCCCUUCUGCCCCGCGCGCCGGCAAUUCCCAGCCCACUCCGCCUCGGCUCCGGGCCUGCGGGGCCGCGCCGGCCCGACUCCGGGAGGGGCCGGGGGUCCCCGAUGGCCGCGGCAGGGUCUCGCAGACCGAGUGUGUAAGCCGCGGGGCGCCAUGGAGGCGGAGCCGCGGCCGACGACGGGGCCCGGCGACCGGGCGACCCCUGGGCUGGAAGCGGCGCCUCCAGCUGCCCCGGCGCCUGCGACCGCCACCUCGGGUCAGAUCCCCGGGUCCGCGUUCGGACCCGAGCCCAAGAGGAGGCAGUUCGGGACGCUGCUCCAGCCCACGGUCAACAAGUUCUCCCUUCGCGUGUUCGGCAGCCACAAAGCUGUGGAAAUCGAGCAGGAGCGGGUCAAGUCCGCGGGCGCCUGGAUCAUCCACCCCUACAGCGACUUCCGGUUUUACUGGGACCUGGUCAUGCUGCUGCUGAUGGUGGGGAACCUCAUUGUGCUGCCCGUGGGCAUCACCUUCUUCAAGGAGGAGAACUCGCCGCCUUGGAUCGUCUUCAACGUCCUCUCUGACACUUUUUUCCUGCUGGAUCUGGCGCUCAACUUCCGCACGGGCAUCGUGGUAGAGGAGGGCGCUGAGAUCCUGCUGGCUCCGCAGGCCAUCCGCACACGCUACCUGCGCACCUGGUUCCUGGUUGACCUCAUCUCCUCCAUCCCCGUGGAUUACAUCUUCCUGGUGGUGGAGCUGGAGCCACGCCUGGACGCUGAGGUCUACAAAACAGCGCGGGCUCUCCGCAUCGUGCGCUUCACCAAGAUCCUCAGCCUCCUGCGGCUGCUCCGCCUCUCCCGCCUCAUCCGCUACAUACACCAGUGGGAGGAGAUCUUUCACAUGACCUAUGACCUGGCCAGCGCGGUGGUGCGCAUCUUCAACCUCAUCGGGAUGAUGCUGCUGCUCUGUCACUGGGACGGCUGCCUGCAGUUCCUGGUCCCCAUGCUGCAGGACUUCCCCCCCGACUGCUGGGUCUUCAUCAACCGCAUGGUGAACCACUCGUGGGGCCGCCAGUAUUCCCACGCCCUGUUCAAGGCCAUGAGCCACAUGCUGUGCAUUGGCUAUGGGCAGCAGGCACCAGUGGGCAUGCCUGAUGUCUGGCUCACCAUGCUCAGCAUGAUUGUGGGCGCCACCUGCUAUGCCAUGUUCAUCGGCCACGCCACCGCCCUCAUCCAGUCCCUGGAUUCCUCCCGGCGUCAGUACCAGGAGAAGUACAAGCAGGUGGAGCAGUACAUGUCCUUCCACAAGCUGCCGGCUGACACACGGCAGCGCAUCCAUGAGUACUACGAGCACCGCUACCAGGGCAAGAUGUUUGAUGAGGAGAACAUCCUAGGCGAGCUGAGUGAGCCACUUCGGGAGGAGAUCAUCAACUUCACCUGCAGGGGCCUGGUGGCCCACAUGCCGCUGUUCGCCCACGCGGACCCCAGCUUCGUCACCGCGGUGCUCACCAAGCUGCGCUUCGAGGUCUUCCAGCCGGGGGACCUCGUGGUGCGUGAGGGCUCCGUGGGCAGGAAGAUGUACUUCAUCCAGCACGGGCUGCUCAGGGUGCUGGCACGCGGCGCCCAGGACACCCGCCUCACUGAUGGAUCCUACUUCGGGGAGAUCUGUCUGCUGACCCGGGGCCGGCGCACAGCCAGCGUGCGGGCCGACACCUACUGCCGCCUCUACUCACUCAGCGUGGACCACUUCAACGCUGUGCUCGAGGAGUUCCCCAUGAUGCGCCGGGCCUUUGAGACUGUGGCCAUGGAUCGGCUGUGCCGCAUUGGUAAGAAUUCCGUCCUGCGGCGGAAACGCUCCGAGCCAAGUCCGGGCAGCAGCGGGGGCAUCAUGGAGCAGCACUUGGUGCAACAUGACAGGAACAUGGUUCGGGGUGUUCAAGGCCUGGCCCCGGGCACAGGAGCUCGGCUCAGUGGAAAACCAGUGCUGUGGGAGCCACUGGUGCACGCGCCUCUGCAGGCAGCCGCCGUGACCUCCAGCGUGGCCAUCGCCCUGACUCACCAGCGGCAACCCCUGCUCCUCUCCCCUGACUCUCCAGCCACCCUCCUUGCUCGCUCAUCGGGCUCCCCAGCCUCCCCGCUGGCGCCUGUUCGAGCGGGCCCUCUGCUGGCCCGGGGGCCAUGGGCAUCCACCUCCCGCCUGCCGGCCCCACCUGCCCGAACCCUCCAAGCCAGCCUAUCCCAGGCUGGGCGCUCCCAGGUGUCCCUGCUGGGGCCGCCCCCAGGAGGAGGUGGACGUCGACUAGGACCUUGGGGCCGCCCACUCUCAGCAUCCCAACCCUCCCUGCCUCAGCGGGCAGCGGGCGAUGGCUCUUCUGGGCGGAAGGGCUCAGGAAGUGAACGCCUGGCCCCCUCAGGGCUCCUGGCCAAGCCUCCAGGGAUAGCCCAGCUCCCCAGGCCACCAGUGCCUGAGCCAGCCCCCCCUAGGGGCCCCCAGCUCUCUGCCAACAUGUGAAACCCCUAGGUAAGCUCUCAGGUGCAGUAGUGAGUACCUGAAGGCAGACGCCUCUUGGGGAAGGCCAAGGGGACCUGGAACAUCUCCCCUUACUGCCAAAACGAUAGUUUCUGUCCUCAGCUCAGGCACCCUGCAGCCUCCUCGUCCACUCGCCCAUUCAUCAAAUGUACUGAGCGCCUGCCCUGUUCACGGCACUGUCUCCACUGCCAAAUAGAAGUGACUCCAAGCCCUCGGCGAAGGUGUUCCCUCAGCCAUGGUCCUGCCAGGUGCAGGCCCAGGCCCGUGAUCCCUCCUUAUUAAGCACAAGUACUUGCCACUGCCAUCACUGCCAAGUAGCCAGAUGUCUGUUUCUCUGCCCAUGACCCUGCAGGGUCUGCCUGGAGGGGCUAUCUUCCUGUCCCCCUAGCAUAGCCAGCCGGUUACCUGUGCCCCAUGCUGUCAACAAAUGUUUAGGGUCACCAGUGUGGGGAUCCACCGUCACUGCCAUGUGCAGGACCCCCUCUCUAUCCCCCCUGGGUGGGAACACGUCUCCUGCCAAGUUCCCUGCACUGUCUCUCAUAGAGCUGUCUCUUUGUAAACUGGGAGCCACCUCCUCCCUGCGUCCCUGCCCCACUGGCGUCCCCCUUGAAGCUAAGGGAUGUUCGGCACCUCUUAUUUAGUGUACCAGCCUAGAUCCCCCAGGUGAGGGCAAGUGGCUGAAUCCUUAGAUGGCACUUUUUUCUUUCCUUCUUCCCUUCCUUAUUUAUUUAUUUAUUCAAUUAUUUAAUAAUUAUAUUUAUUCAUUUGCUAA
Messenger RNA from Myotis daubentonii (Daubenton's bat), 4855 nucleotides. RefSeq names its product hyperpolarization activated cyclic nucleotide gated potassium channel 3 (gene HCN3). Gene Ontology annotation, biological process: regulation of membrane depolarization; potassium ion transmembrane transport; sodium ion transmembrane transport. Lineage: Eukaryota; Metazoa; Chordata; Mammalia; Chiroptera; Vespertilionidae. Gene Ontology annotation, cellular component: axon; membrane; HCN channel complex. Gene Ontology annotation, molecular function: voltage-gated potassium channel activity. The record is from RefSeq and is a predicted model, not a curated record.